AUGGAUAUCGGGUCGUCCCCUGCCGAGUUCGUUUUUGGCACCACCCUACGAAUCCUUGGCAAGUUCGUGCUUCCGGACGAUUUCGCUCCAGAUCCUCACGAGUUCAUCGAAGAGUUUUGGCACCAUAUGCGGAAAAUUAAACCAGUCCCAGUAGACCAUAAAUAUAAACGGAAACCAUUUCUUUUCAAAGAUUUAACUGUUUGCUCGCACGUAUUCAUGCGCAACCAUGCCAAGAAAUCCCUGGAGCGGCCCUACACUGGCCCGCAUAAAAUUAUAAACCGAACUUCGGAUCGCGUCUACGAAAUUGAUAUCAACGGCGUUUCUCGCCAAGUAUCCGUCGAGCAUUUAAAGCCCGCUCACUUCAUGCGCGAGGACAUCGAAAGCAUUUUGCCAGUACAGGGAGAUUCACCUAACGUAAUCGAGGUAGUUCCUCCUGUACGAACGUAUGCUAGGAAGCAAGUUACUUUUAAAUUGUAA
Messenger RNA from Belonocnema kinseyi, 477 nucleotides. RefSeq lists its product as uncharacterized. The record is from RefSeq and is a predicted model, not a curated record. The transcript has a single exon. The coding region runs from base 1 to 477 and encodes 158 amino acids. Lineage: Eukaryota; Metazoa; Arthropoda; Insecta; Hymenoptera; Cynipidae.